This is a messenger RNA of Saprolegnia parasitica CBS 223.65, 1860 nucleotides long. RefSeq lists its product as hypothetical. The coding region runs from base 1 to 1860 and encodes 619 amino acids. Lineage: Eukaryota; Oomycota; Saprolegniomycetes; Saprolegniales; Saprolegniaceae. The record is from RefSeq and is a predicted model, not a curated record. The transcript is spliced from 17 exons.
AUGAAGGGGCGCAGGAGCACGCCUCGGUCAACCAUCAACGCAUACGACGUGCGCUUGAAGCAGCUAAUCCUCGACUCCAAGCAAGCGACGAACCCUCUCUUUGGCAAGGAGCAGCGGGUGAAAGGCUGUCUUGCGCUCGCCGAUGAUGUCGCCAACGACGUUGGCCUCUACGGCCCGCUCUUGCGCGCGCUCCGCAGCGCCAUCUUUAGCGACGAGGCGACGGCCCGCCACUUUGCAGACGCUGGCGUGUUUGCCGACACGGGAACCGUCGACGAGAUGCAGGCGCGCGCAACACUGCGCGAGGUCCCGUGCUUUCUGCUGCUCGACCUUGCCUACCGCGAGCGCACGCGCGUUCAAGUGGCCGAGAGAGAGGUGGCGACGAGCGAAGCGCAGCUGCAGCAGCAGAAGCGGUCGUUGUUUGAGCGCGAGCGCGAGUACCGGUGCCAGCUCGACGACGCAUUUGGCGAGCUGCUCGAGUCCAAAUCUGACGCGAGCAGUGCCCGGGAAGCGUACAACAAUCUCUCGGAAGAGUCGCGGCAACACCAGCACGAUACAAAAGCCACGCUCUUCGCGAUGCAGCGGGAGCUCCAUGCGAUGAACACGGCCAUUGCAGGGUACCAAGCCGAGAUUCGCGACCUCCGCGCCGUCCGUGAAAAGGCCGACGCGAUGCGGCAGCAGUUUGAUGCAAUCGACGGCCCUUCGCAGCGAGGCCACGCAACCUGUACGUCGCCGGCGGUGCGCGACCUCGACCAAGCCCUCCGCACCGAGCUCCAGCUGCUGCUGCUGCGCAAUGCGCGCAUCGCCGAGUACGACCUCGCCGUGCGCUUUUGCAACGACGAGACCCAGCGCGCGCUGCGUCACUCAUUUCUGAACGACAUAUGCAGCGUCUUGGACGAACUCGCGGCCGUAGAGGCACACAUUGCGCAGGCGAGCCCGGUGGAGUCCCAAUCGCUCGAGCCGUCGCUCGCAGCCUUGCUCGCGCCGCCCCAGUUGGCCACGGACAGUGUGCUCUGGACGCCUCGCCGCCUUCCGAAACAAGCGCAUCGGCUCAACGUAGACGAGCUCGAGCGCUUCCUCGGACUCGUCUGGGCUCGCGUCGCGCAGGCCGAACGCGCAUGCGACAAGCUCCUUGCCGAGUACGAGACCACGCACAAACGUGCUGCGCUGUUGGCCAUUGAAGCCGAGCCGAUAUGGACGCUGCCGCAAGUGGUCUGGAGCUUGCUACGCGACCGGUACGGCGACGAGCGCGUCGCGAUGCUGGCGUUUUUCGCACUCUUGCAGGCCGUCGACCAGUUUUCUCCCGAGAGUCCUCAAAUUGAGCUCUUUGGAUGCGCGUUUGGAGGCACCGUCGACCAGUCGGCGUGGUGGUAUCUCAUGCGGCUCAAGGCCCAAUGUGCCGCCGCCGAAGUCGAGAUUAGCGACGACAAAUCGCUCCGUCUCGUGGGCCAGCACCUUUUGCGCCUCGACCCGUCGACUGCGAUUCAAGACCACGCUUGCGACGGGUUCGUGGCCAACGUGCGCAUGAACACCAAAGGCGUCUUGAGCACGCGAAGCUUCUUCGACUGGCUCGCCAAGCGCAUUAGCAUGGCCGACGACUUUCAUUUCAAGCGCGCGGCGGUGCAGCUCGCUCGAAAGACCGACACGUCGACCGUCGCAGCCUCCGUGCUCACCAACCACAUUCUGGAGAGUGUCCGGCUCGCACGCACCAUGGUGGGGCGGUUUCUACGCUUCACGGCCCUCGACACCGAGUGCUACGACUGCAGCUCGGUCGAUGCCCGAGAGCCGCCGUCGGUGUCGCUGGAGCGCGCCGUGUACAUGUUGUCGUACGUGCAGCUCAAGUACUACCAGUCGAGCAGUUAG